AUGUUACAACCGCAAUUGAGGGCGCCCUUGAGGCUCCUCGACGGACUUUUCGCCCAAUGCACAGCUCAAACCUCCGGACAAUGCUAUCGAUCGCAUUCGCAGUUCUCCCGACGAACCUUUAGCUCAAAGCCUCUCACACACUCUCUUAUUCAAUCUCAGUCGCGGCCUCAACAAUUGUCCAUCCUCUCGCAGCUUGGCCAGGUCCGAUACGCCUCCCACAACUCGCAAGGUAGCGGUGCCAACAAGCACUCCAGGAACUCGCCGGGACGAAGACUCGGGGCUAAAAAGACAGGCGGCCAGGCUGUCGUUACGGGGAAUAUCAUCUUCAGACAAAGAGGCACGAAAUGGUUUCCCGGUGAGAAUGUCGGGAUGGGAAGGGACCAUACGCUCUUUGCCCUUCAGAAAGGAUUCGUCAAGUAUUACAUGGACCCCGAGCGACAUCCUACGAGGAAAUAUAUCGGUGUUGUCUUCAACAAGGACGACAAACUGCCUACUCCGAAAAACGCAGUGACUAGAAGACGAUUGUCUAUGGUCGCUGUCCCAAGAAAGACCGAACCCCCCGUGGAUCAGCCGGAGGGUUCGUCAACGCCCGUCAAGUUGACGCUAGUUUCAUCUUCAGGACCCAGCUUCGGAUCCGGAUACAUGACUCGUGAAGCAAAUUGGGAGAUUGGACGGGCUGCUGUGAAAGCUGGAAUCAAGGUCGGGGAAUGGAAGCGAAAGGACCGCUGGACGGCUUGGAGACGGAAGCUGGAGAAGAUAAGGAGGGUUGCGCAGAUGAAGGAGCUAAAGAAGAAGAAGAAGAUCAAGGUGAAGAUCUGA
This is a messenger RNA of Arthroderma uncinatum, 819 nucleotides long. RefSeq names its product 60S ribosomal protein L2. Gene Ontology annotation, molecular function: structural constituent of ribosome. Bases 1 to 819 code for a protein of 272 amino acids. The record is from RefSeq and is a predicted model, not a curated record. Gene Ontology annotation, cellular component: mitochondrial large ribosomal subunit; ribosome. Lineage: Eukaryota; Fungi; Ascomycota; Eurotiomycetes; Onygenales; Arthrodermataceae. The transcript has a single exon. Gene Ontology annotation, biological process: translation.